UCAAUAUUAGGCAUAUGCUUCCUGGCGUUUUUACUCGUUUACCUGUUCCUUGCCGCAUGGAUAAUCUGGUUGUUCUCACCGCUUACAUACCUCAAUGCUGUGUAUUUUUCAAUCACAUCAAUUUUUACGAUUGGUUUUGGAGAUAUACCGUCGCCGAUACCAAUUCCAUAUCUGAUUUUGUUCAUAAUUGUUGGUGUUAUAUUGGUGACAAUCACGGUUGAGCUGGUGGCAGCCGAAGCCAUCAAUCAUAUUCACUACAUGGGAAGACAUGUGGGCACUGCAAAACGAAUCGCCAACAAAAUGAUUCAACUGGCACAAAGUAUCAACAUGAAUCGUGGAAUAAUGCUGGGUCGUAGUCAAUUGGAGUCGUUAUCACGUUUCAAUUUAGCCACAAUCGGUAUUAUCGAUAAAAAAUUCGCCAAUUUAAAUCGACCCCAAAGCACAGAUCGGCUACGCAACACAGCAUUUCAUCCACUUAUCGUUAACGAUCUCGAAUUUAUGGAUUUGGAUAUGGCGCAUUCCGAAUAUGGGUCACCUAAAAAUUUUGUUCUAUCUUGA
Messenger RNA from Anisakis simplex (herring worm), 558 nucleotides. Lineage: Eukaryota; Metazoa; Nematoda; Chromadorea; Rhabditida; Anisakidae. The record is from the annotation of a GenBank genome assembly.